Messenger RNA from Micromonas pusilla CCMP1545, 3384 nucleotides. RefSeq lists its product as uncharacterized. NCBI's taxonomy places the organism in Eukaryota, Viridiplantae, Chlorophyta, Mamiellophyceae, Mamiellales, Mamiellaceae. The transcript has a single exon. Bases 1 to 3384 code for a protein of 1127 amino acids. The record is from RefSeq and is a predicted model, not a curated record.
AUGACCUCCGCGGACGCCGUCGCGGAGCCUCCGCCGGCGAAGAAGAGGUCGCCGCUGAAGCGCCUCUCGAAGGCGACGAAGCGCGCGGUGGGGAUCAAGAGCAAGAAGGACAAGGCCGCGGCGGCCGCGGCCGCGAACGGCGAUCCGGCCAUCACCACCUCGUCCGCCUCGGCCUCGGCCUCGGCGCCCGAUCGCGCGUCCGGCGCGAGCGUCGCGGGCGGCGCGGCCGCCGCGCCGUCCGCGCGGAAGAACCCGGGGUUCCCGCGCGAGAGGGCCUCCGCGACGGCGUCCGCGGCCGCGCCGAGGGCGCCCUCGUCCGCCGCGCCGAAGCGGCCGGCGGACGCGCGAUCGAACUCGAACGUCGCGUCCUCCGCGUCUUCCGCGUCCGCGGCGACGACGACCGCGGCGGCGCCCGCGGACGCGCCCCCCGUCAAGAAGCGCGGCGCGUUCGCGUCUCUGGUGAAGUCUCUGAAGUUCGGCAAGAGCAAGAAGCCGAAGGAGGAGGCGCCGCCGCCGCCGCCGGCGAACCGAUGGCAGGCGGCGACGAGGAAUUACACCGCCGCGCUCGGUCAAGUCGGGAGCGACCAUCGGAAGUACGCGGAGACGGAGGAGAAGCCCGGGCCGCCGAUCGGCGACGGCGGCGCGUACGUCGCCGCGUCGAGAGUAGGAUCAGGAGGAGGAGGAGACGCGGCGACGGACGCGGAAGUGCGGCGGUCGGCGGCGUCGUGGUCGGCGGCGGCGCCGACGACGGCGGAAGUGCGGCGGUCGGCGGCGUCCUCGACGGCGAGGGCGGCGGCGGCGGCGCUGGCGCCGCCGCCGCCGCCGCCUCCGCCGCCGGCGGCGCCUUCGCCCGCGAAAACCUCCGCCGCGCCGACGAGCGACGCGGCCGCGGUCAGGAAUCGAUGGGCGGCCGCGGCGGCGGCGGGCGGCGCGCCGGUGCCGCCGCCGCCGACGGAGAAGAAGCAAGGCGCGUCGAAGUUUAUGUCGCUCCUCAAGGCGAUCAAGACGAAGCCCAAGACCCCGGAGCAGAUCGAGGCGGAGAAGCGAGAGAAGGAGCGAAAGAAGCUCGAGAAGCAGCGCGAGAAGGAGGCGAAGAGGGUGGCGACCGCGGAGAAGAAGGCGCUGAAGAGGGAGGAGAAGGAGGAGAAGAGGGCGAUGUCCACGGCGAAGAAGGCGGCGAAGAAGGAGGAGAAAGCCGCGGCGAAGGCGGAGAGAGAGGCGAUGGCGCGCGAGCUGUCGUUCUCGUUCGAGGGUAACACCCCGGGCGGAAGCGGCGGGCAGAAGUCCGCGGUCAAGAAGUCCCUGUUCUCGUCGAAGAAGGAGAGGAAGGCGGGCGAGGACGCGGCGGCGGCGGCGGCGGCGGCGGCGGCGGCGGACCCCUCCGACCCGGACGCGAUGUUACGCGGCCCGCUCGCGAUGCGCAUCCUCGCCGGGGACAUCAGCGGCGCGGUCAGGGACUCCGAGCGAUCGCACGGCGCGGUCGCGCCGCCGGGGACGGGGACGGGGACGUCGACCUCGAACGCUGCGUCGCCGUCCAAGGCUGCUGAGGGCUCGGGCUCGGGCGCGCGUCCGCGGCGGACGUCGUCGCGCGAGCUGUGGCAAAUCGGCGGCGCUCGAGCGUCGGGGCUUCCGCUGAACGGGCUCCAGCCGCGCGACGCGAGAGGCGACGACUUCGACGCCGUCGUCCAGGCGACGUCCAAGCCGCGCGCGAGGUUUAAGCGCGCGAUGAUCGAUCUCAUCGCGUCGAUGCGCGCGCGGCACGACGCAACGAUCGUCAUCGGCGAGGGCAUGGCGCGCGUCAUCGAGAGGCUCGAGGAUCUCGAGCCCGCGGCGGUCGCGUUCGGGAGGUUGCAGCGGCGGACCGGCGCGGAGGCGGCGGGCGGCGGCGGCGGCGGGGGGGUCGAGGCGGUGGCGGCGAGGCGCGCGACGGAGACGACGAAGCCGGCGGCGGCGGCGGCGAUCGCGGCGACGCGCGAGUCGAACGACACGUCAAGGGCGAAGACGCCGUCGCCGCCGCCGUCGCCUACGCGGCAGCAGCAGCAGCAGCAGCAGCAGCCGCAGCGCGCGGACGUCGUCGACGCGAAGCCGCCGUCGUCUCCCGCGCGGUCGGCGGCGGCCGAGCUCCCCCCCGCGCCGGUCGGCGAGGCGUUGUUCGAGUCGGACGCGUCGGAAGGGUUCCAGCCGCUGAGGGCGAGCAGGAACGCGGUCAAGAUGUCGUCGCUGCCGCCGUCCGUCGCCGCGCGUCUGCGCGGCCGCGGGUUCCGGGAUAUCGACGACCCCCCGUCGUCGUCGUCGUCUGAGUCCGAAUCGGACGGCGGCGGCGCCGGCGGUGGCGGCGGCGACGCGCGCGUGGACUUGGCGCAAGACAUCGCGCUUGCGCGGUUGCUCGACGGAUCCGACGACGACGACGACGACGACGACCAGGUCGCGGAGGCGGCGAUCCCCGCGCACGCCGCGCCUCGCUCGCCCGUCGAGGACGUCGCCGCCUCGAUGACGAAGCAGCGGACGAUUCGUCCGGCGCCGGAGCGCGCGCCGUCGCCGGCGGUGACGGCGCUCGCCCAAGCGCGCCGAGCCGCCGCCGCCGCGCGCGAGCGUCAAAAACAACACCAACGGCAGCGGCAGCGAUCGCGGGACUCGUCGCGGUACGCGACGCCGACGCAGUCGCCGCCGCGCCCGGGCUCGGGAUCGGGCUCGGGCGAGCGGGACCGCGAACGAUUGGACGCGCGGGGGCGACCGGCGGCGAUCACGCCGAGUUACUUCGCCGCGAGGGCGACGCGCGAUCUCGGCGACUCGUCGCCGUCGCCGUCGCCCGCGGCGGUCGUGCGAGCCAGAGGGCUCGUGUCCGCGGGCGCGACCGACCUCGAGAGCCUGCGCGCGAUGCGCAAGUUGUUACUCUCCAAGCGCGGCGGCGGCGGCGGCGGCGGCGGCGGCGGCGGCGAGGACGAGGACGAGGACGAGACGCGCGGCGCGGUCGUGGAGCUGUCGCGGUUCGACGUCGACGCGCGAGAAGCCGCGGAGAGCCGCGCGGCGGCGAAGCGGCGGCUACACGCCGCGUACGCGUCCGCGUCGCGGCGGGGGUCGGGCGGUGGGUCCGGGUCUGGGUCUAAAGAAAAAACGGCUUCGUGGUCGCCGUUACAGCGCGCGUGGACGUCGUACGAGGGCGCCGCGGGGAGAGACUGGCGGCCGACGUCUCCGGACGCGUCGUCGCCGACGGAGCUCGGGAGAGGCCGGCUGGCGCACGCGCGGUCGAGCUCGAUGUCGAUAUCCCCGGGGGAGAGCGCGGGGGCGAAGACGACGAAGGCGACGAGGGGGGCGGGGUCGUUGGCGCAGAGGAAGGAGGCGUUCCGGGAGGCGAACGCGCGUCGGCGGUUGACCGGGUUUUGA